Messenger RNA from Pyricularia oryzae 70-15, 1784 nucleotides. RefSeq names its product beta-Ig-H3/Fasciclin. The record is from RefSeq and is a predicted model, not a curated record. Lineage: Eukaryota; Fungi; Ascomycota; Sordariomycetes; Magnaporthales; Pyriculariaceae. Gene Ontology annotation, cellular component: fungal-type vacuole membrane. Gene Ontology annotation, biological process: macroautophagy. The transcript has 3 exons. The coding region runs from base 407 to 1456 and encodes 349 amino acids.
UCUCAUCAUCGACAGCCUUCCGGCCUCGCAAUGGCUCGAUACGGUUUAACCCUCCCCCUGUCCCCCUUGGGAGGUUGGAAAAGGUCGCGGCAUUGCAACUUGGACAUCUUCCCGUUUUGGGCAACUUUGUUGGGUGGGCGACCCCUUCCACGACAAGACAUCGACUCCAUGACGGGGUCAUCUGAACACAGAACAAGAUCUCGAGUACAAAUAGACUCGAGUUCCCUUCCUGUGUAAACUCUGCCCUUUGAGAAGAACCACGCUCCAAACCUUAAAAAAGCAAGAGAUUGGUGCUGCCUCUCCCUCAAACUUUUCUAUAUCACUUCAUCCGCAACAUCCCAUCCAUCUCUUCGUCUCUCUUUCAACGUCUACCUCUGACACCAACAACCGUUGAGAACCCGGCAAGAUGAAAUUUACUAUUACCGUCUCCGCUCUCUUCGCCGCUUGCGCAGCGGCUCAGUCUCUGACAGAGGUGCUCAGCAAGCACGAGUCCGUCUCUGCGCUGAACAACCUGCUGUCGACGCAGCCCGCGCUGGUGUCCACCCUGGGGAGCGCCAAGAACAUCACCAUCCUGGCGCCCAACAACGAGGCCAUCACAGCGCUCACUUCGGACUCGGCCAACGCCGCUGCCAUCCAAAAGGACUCUGGCCUGGUCCCGGCCAUCCUCAGCUACCACGUCAUCAACGGCACCUACCGCGGCGAUGCCUUCACCAAGGAGGCCAAGUUCCUGCCCACCCUGCUCACCAACGCCACCUACGCCCAGGUCAUGGGUGGACAGAAGGUCGAGGGCAAGGCUGCUGGCCAGACCGUUGAGUUCAAGAGCGGUUUGCAAAAGAUGAGCAAGGUCACUGAGGCAAACAUUGCUUUCGACGGCGGUGUGAUCCACGUGAUCGACUCCGUCUUGACUCUUCCGCCCGCCGCUGCGCCGGCUUUGACCAAGCUCGACCUCAAGUCGCUCGCCGAGUCCCUGACCAAGGCCAACCUGGUCAAGACGGUCGAGGAGCUCAAGGAUGUUACCAUUUUCGCCCCGGCCGACUCGGCAUUUGCCAAGCUCUCCUCCACCUCCUCCACCCUGUCGGUUGAGCAGCUCUCGGCCGUCCUGACCUACCACGUGGUGAACGGAACCGUGGCCUACAGCACCGAUCUCAAGGAUGGACAGAAGGUCAAGACGGUCAACGGUCAGGAGGUGACGGUCAGAAUCAAGAACGGCGAGGUCAUGGUCGGCAACGCCAAGGUCGUCACUCCCGAUGUUCUCAUCUCCAAUGGUGUCGUCCACGUUAUCGACAACGUAUUGAUGCCCGGCGGCGCUACUACCAGCCAGGGAAGUGUCAGCUCCGGCGGUGCGGCGGCGAGGCCUUCCAGCCCUCCUGCCUCAGAGGGCCACUUCCUCACGCGUCCGGGCUCCGCCAGCUUUGUCGUCCUGAUGGUCGGCGUCGCUAUUAUUACGGGUCUGUAAACGGGAAAGCGCUUGCCUUUUUUGCAGUUUUUUGUUGCUUGAUUACUUGCUUUUUACUGGCAAUGACGGUCUUCGUGUGUGCCAUCCCCGUGCUCGCUCAUGGGGUCCAGAAGAAAGAAAGAAAGAGAAAAAAAAACAGCAGAAAAGUUUAUUUGCUUUUCUUUUCGCUUUACUGACAGACACAGUGGUAUUGAUCAUGGCAGUUGUGGGCGAGUUGUUCCACUUAUGACGGAACCGUUGGCGUCUCCUUUUUCGAUUCAAGGAAGAGGAAUACUAGUCCCUCUUUCAACGAUUAUGUAUGUAUCCGCGUGGCUUACUGACGACCCUA